Limanda limanda (common dab) is the source of this 1746-nucleotide messenger RNA. It is a transcript of the gene pink1, whose product is annotated as PTEN induced kinase 1. NCBI's taxonomy places the organism in Eukaryota, Metazoa, Chordata, Actinopteri, Pleuronectiformes, Pleuronectidae. Gene Ontology annotation, molecular function: protein serine/threonine kinase activity; ATP binding. Gene Ontology annotation, cellular component: mitochondrion. Gene Ontology annotation, biological process: regulation of apoptotic process; autophagy of mitochondrion; positive regulation of mitochondrial fission. The transcript has 8 exons. The record is from RefSeq and is a predicted model, not a curated record. The coding region runs from base 3 to 1709 and encodes 568 amino acids.
UCAUGUCGGUGAGACAGGCUGUGCUCCGGGGGCUGGCUCUGGGCCGGUCCUUCCUCCAGCGGGGUCUCCUCACCCCCGCCGGCCGAGUCGCAGCGAGGCCCCGGGGGGACCGGGUCGGUCCCGCGGCCCGCACCGCUCAGCUGCGGUCCUUCCUGCCGGCUCGGUACCGGUUCUUCCGCAGCUCCGUGCGGGGCCUGGCCGCACAGCUCCAGGCCUCCGCCCUCAGGAGGAGGUUCAUCGGCGGCUUCCCCAGGAACAGAGCCGUGUUCCUGGCGUUCGGUUUCGGCGUGGGACUCAUCGAGCAGCAGCUGGAGGAGGACAGGACGACUGUGGGAACCUGUCAGGAGAUCCAGGCCGUGUUCAGAAAGAAAAGAUUUCAGACGCCAACCAAGCCGUUCACCUCUGGAUAUCAACUGAAGGAUUACAUUAUUGGGAACCAGGUUGGGAAAGGCUCCAAUGCGGCUGUGUACGAGGCUGCGGCUCAGUUUGCGAAGGAGAGUGACGGCCAGCGCUCGCUGCUGCAGCUGAGAGACGAUGAGGAGGAGGAGGAGGAAGGAGAGAAAGGUCGUUCUCUGACAUGCUGCUUCCCCCUGGCUAUCAAGAUGAUGUGGAACUUUGGGCCAAGUUCAUCAAGCGAGGAUAUCUUAAAAUCCAUGUCCCAGGAGCUGGUGCCUGCCGGGCCUCUGGCCUUAAAGCAGGAGAAAGAACAAAUCACUCUGGAUGGGGACUUUGGAGUUCUGCCUAAAAGAGUGUCGGCACAUCCUAAUGUGAUCACAGUGUACCGGGCUUUCACAGCUGACGUUCCAUUGCUCGCAGGAGCCCUGGAAGAGUAUCCAGAUGUGCUGCCACCCAGGCUGAACCCGAACGGUCUGGGCAACGAUUGCACUCUUUUCCUGGUCAUGAAGAACUAUCCGUGCACGCUGCGACAGUACCUGGAAGUGUCCACGCCAGGCGGCAGGCCGGGCGCCCUGAUGGUGCUGCAGCUGCUCGAGGGCGUCGACCAUCUGUGCAGACAGGGCGUCGCUCACAGGGACCUCAAGUCAGACAACGUGCUGUUGGAACUCGACUCAGCUGGUUCCCCUCGUCUAGUGAUUACUGAUUUUGGCUGCUGCCUGGCCCAGAGGAACUCCAGUCUGCAGUUGCCCUUCAAAGGUCCGGGGGUCAGCAGAGGGGGGAAUCCUUCGCUCAUGGCGCCUGAGGUGAUCACUGCAGUUCACGGAUCUGAUGUGGUGAUUGACUACAGCAAAGCAGAUGCGUGGGCCGUGGGCGCCAUCUCCUACGAGAUAUUCGGCCAGCGCAACCCGUUCUAUCGACCAGCGGGACUGGAGAGCAGGAGCUACGAGGAGAAGCAGCUUCCUCUGCUGCCCUCUAGUGUUCCAGUCGCUGUGCAGCUAGUGACCCGAUUACUCCUCAGGAGGAACCCGAGCAAGCGCCCCAGUGCCCGUGUGGCAGCCGACAUGCUACAUCUCAGCCUCUGGGGGCAGGAGGUGCUGGCUGACCAGGGCAGUGCAGGCAUGAAGGAGUUGGUUGAUUGGCUGCUGUGCCAAACUGCUGCGGUUCUCCUGAAGGGCUGCAGAGGACCCAGGGGGAGGAGCGUGGAGGCGGAGCUUCAGAGGAGCUUCCUGUCUAACCUGGAGCUGGAGGACCUGCGCACUGCUGUGCGCUUCCUGCUGUACGGACAGCGUCCGGCCAUGAUACUGUCUGCAUAGAUACACACAAACUCAUAACUUCAUAAGGAUAGACUAC